GUCACACCCGGUCAGGAAGGAGCGCAGCAGAGCACGCUGUUUAGAGGACACACUUUAUACUUUAUUAUACCAUAGUUUAUAUCUUAUACAUAUAUAUAGUAUAAUAUAUAAGUACAUGCGGGCUCAGGGAGCGGACUACAUGUGACCAGAUUACGUCAUCAGAGAUAGAACAGGGUGGUGUGUUCAGGGCCAGUUGGAGAAGGGAAACAUGCUGAAGCUGCUGGGGGUGCUACGGGGGGUUCGCGUCCCUGCUGCAGCCCGGGCAGGGUCACUGCAGGGUCCUGUCGGGGGGCUUCUCCUGGGGGGCCGAGGUCUGAGCGGAAGAGCUGGGAGGAGCUUCAGGGGGGGGUGCACCGUGGACCCCAGGCUCGAGGAGAACUUCGUGUUCGUGGACUUUACAGAUGCAGAGCCUGAGGCGGAGAAAGACCUCCUGCCUCCCCCCUCGGCCACCCCUCCCUCCGCUGCCCCCUCACCUCAGAGGCUGCGGGCUCUGGAGCUGCAGCUGCAUGCACUGGGGGGCGAGGCCACAAUGCAGGGGGCGGGGCCUGAGACGCAGGGUGCGGAGCUGCUCUUUGAGGACGUGGACUUCCCUGGGGGGGACAGCGUGGCGUCCAUGAAGAAGAAGAAGAAGAAUAAGAAGUCGGGAUGGGGGGUGCACCGGGUGGUGGGGGUGCCGGACUCCUCGGAGCCGGUGAGCGACACCAGCUGCUCGGGCUGCGGCGCCCUGCUGCACUGCACCGCCGCCACCGCCCCUGGGUACCUACCCAGCAACAAGUUCAAGGAGCUGCAGCAGGGGGGUGGUCUGGGGGGGGCCACCUGCCAGCGGUGCCACCUGCUGACGCACCACCGGCAGGCACUGCAACUACAGCUGUCGGCACAGGAGUACGCCACUGUGGUGAGGAGACUCCGCCCCCUGCAGGCGCUGCUGCUGCUGGUGGUCGACUUGCUGGACAUCCCCGACUCCCUCCCCCCCGACCUGCUCAGCAUGGUGGGGGACAACAAACGCAUCGUCGUCCUCGGCAACAAGGUGGACUUGCUGCCGGGCGACGCCCCCAACUACCUGCAGCGAAUCAGACGGCAGCUGGUGGCGUACUGCGCAGCGGCCGGGCUGCAUGUGAGCGACGUGCAGCUGAUCAGCGCCAAGACGGGCUUCGGGGUGGAGGAGCUGAUCUCCCGCCUGCAGCGCACCUGGAGUUACCGUGGCGACGUCUACCUGGUGGGCAGCGCCAACGCCGGGAAGUCGUCGCUGUUCAACGCGCUGCUGCAGUCCGACUACUGCAAGAGCCGUGCCACAGACCGCCUGCAGCGCGCUACCGUCUCCCCCUGGCCCGGGACCACUCUGGACCUGCUGAAGUUCCCCAUCAUCAACCCAAACCCCCACAGGAUGUUCAGACGGGAGGAGCGUCUGAGGGAGGAGAGGGAGGGGGCGAGAGAACUGACGGGGGAGGAGAGAGAGAGGCUGAAACACCUGAGCCAAGAGGGGUACCUCAUAGGUCAUGUAGGGAGGACAUUCCGCUCCUCCCCCCCCCCUAAAGAUGAGAUCCAGUUUGACCCAGACAGACUGGCUUUUGGGGAGGAAGAGGGGGAGACCAUGAAAGCGGCCCCCCCCUCCAGCAGCAGGCAGCAGGAUAGCGAGUUGAGGCAGGGGAACUGGCUAUACGACACCCCCGGGAUCCUGAAGCAGCGUGACGUGCUGGGGCUGCUGUCCCAACAGGAAGUGACCUCAGUGGUCCCUUCUCAGGCUCUGGUCCCGAGGACCUUCGUCCUGCAGCCGGGGUCCAGUCUGCUGGUGGGGGGGCUGGCCCGCAUCGACUUCCUGCAGGGGGGGGGGGCCUGCUGGUUCUCAGUGCUGGUCUCCAGCCAGAUUCCAGUCCACAUUUCCAGUCUGGAGAGGGUCCAGGGGGUCUACCAGAAACAUGCAGGACACCAGCUUCUGGGGGUCCCUGCGGGGGGGUCGGAGCGUAUGAAGGAUUUCCCCCCCCUGGUUCCUCAGGACUUCAGUCUGCAGGGAGUCGGGUUUAAGGAGGCGGCUGCCGACCUCAAGCUGUCCUCUGCAGGCUGGGUGGCGGUCACGGCGGCGCCGGGCGAUCAGCUGACACUCCGGCUCCACGGCCCGGCGGACGCUGCCUUCUCUCUCCGGACCCCCCCCCUGCUCCCUCACCUGGUCAACCUGAAGGGAGAGAGGAUCAGGAAGUCUGUCGCCUACAGGACACUGAAGCAUGCAGCGCUGCAGAGGAAGGAGCAGAAGAAGAAGAAGUGACCUGCAGACAGACGGACGGACAGAUGGAGACAAACAGAAAGACAGACGGACAGAGAGACAAACAGAACAGUGUUGGCCUCCACUAUUCAGGGGUCAGAGGGCUACUGUGUGACCCCCAUGCUUGUUUAUAGUACUGUUUGUUUUUUGAAGGAUUGUCUAUCAAUAAAUAAUGACACAUGUUGA
This is a messenger RNA of Eleginops maclovinus (Patagonian blennie), 2443 nucleotides long. It is a transcript of the gene noa1, whose product is annotated as nitric oxide associated 1. Gene Ontology annotation, molecular function: GTP binding. The record is from RefSeq and is a predicted model, not a curated record. Lineage: Eukaryota; Metazoa; Chordata; Actinopteri; Perciformes; Eleginopidae.